This is a messenger RNA of Eriocheir sinensis (Chinese mitten crab), 1225 nucleotides long. RefSeq names its product 26S proteasome non-ATPase regulatory subunit 14 (gene Rpn11). NCBI's taxonomy places the organism in Eukaryota, Metazoa, Arthropoda, Malacostraca, Decapoda, Varunidae. Gene Ontology annotation, molecular function: protein binding; metallopeptidase activity; proteasome binding. The transcript has 8 exons. Bases 163 to 1098 code for a protein of 311 amino acids. The record is from RefSeq and is a predicted model, not a curated record. Gene Ontology annotation, cellular component: proteasome regulatory particle, lid subcomplex. Gene Ontology annotation, biological process: proteasome-mediated ubiquitin-dependent protein catabolic process; protein deubiquitination.
AGUUCUGAUGCAUGGUGUAGUCAGUAAGGCAGAUUUUAUUAUAUUCAGUGAGUGAGUUGAGGAAGUCGAGAAGCUGUUCUUGUUGACACUUUCCCGAGACACUCACGGAGGCGGCCGCGGCGGGACACACACCUUUAUUUUUCGCAAGUCAGCAGGGUAAGAAUGGACCGUUUGCUGCGACUAGGGGGAGGCCUGCCUGCGCUGGGCCAGGGGCCACCGCCCAACGAUGCCCCGGUGCCUGACACUGCCGAACAGGUGUACAUCUCUUCCCUUGCGCUGCUCAAGAUGCUGAAGCACGGCCGCGCGGGUGUGCCCAUGGAAGUGAUGGGGCUUAUGCUGGGAGAGUUUGUGGACGACUACACUGUCAGGGUCAUCGAUGUCUUCGCUAUGCCCCAGAGUGGAACGGGUGUGUCUGUGGAGGCGGUGGACCCAGUGUUUCAGGCUAAGAUGUUGGAUAUGCUGAAGCAGGUUGGGCGGCCGGAGAUGGUGGUGGGUUGGUACCACUCUCACCCGGGCUUUGGUUGUUGGCUCUCCGGGGUGGACAUCAACACCCAACAGAGCUUUGAGGCACUCUCAGAACGUGCCGUGGCGGUGGUGGUGGAUCCCAUACAGUCUGUUAAGGGCAAGGUCGUCAUAGAUGCCUUCCGCCUCAUUAACCCCAACAUGAUGGUUCUGGGCCAGGAGCCGAGACAGACCACAUCUAACCUCGGCCACCUCCAGAAACCCUCAAUCCAGGCUUUGAUCCACGGCCUGAAUAGGCACUACUACUCCAUCCCUAUCAAGUACCGGAUGAAUGAAAGAGAACAGCAGAUGCUCCUCAACCUCCACAAGAAGUCGUGGAUGGAGGGCCUCACGCUGCAGAACUACAAUGAGCACAGCAGCUUGAAUGAGGACACUGUCAAAGAAAUCCUCAAUUUAGCCACAGCGUAUAAUAAGAGCUUGGAAGAGGAGGAGAAAAUGACCCCAGAGCAGCUUGCCAUUAAGAACGUCGGCAAACUGGACCCCAAACGCCAUCUAGAGGACAAAGUGGAGGUGCUCAUGACCUCCAAUAUCGUGCAGUGCUUGGGAGCCAUGCUGGACACCGUCAUCUUCAAGUGAGCAGCACAGCGGGAGCACCAGUUGUUCACACCACGCAAAAUUAUUUUCAAGCAUCUGUUUUCUGCUACAUAUUCCUAGCUGUAUGUUAGAACUCUUAUCCUUAACUGAAUUAAAUGUAUUUGUCAUA